AUGAUAAUCAAGAUAGAACAGCAUAAAAUUGGUCCAAAUGUAAAUGCUAGGAGCAUUGACAACCUGUUGACUCUGGAAUUGCCUACCUGCCAGCAGCAGGUACUUAACAUUAACAUGAAUCAAGAAACAACAACGUCCAGUGAUACAGAAGAAAAAGACUCCCAACCUCUUCCUGAUGAGGAACUUUUUGUUUUGAAAAAACAUUUUACAGCACGAAAUAUAAAAGUCGCUGCACGUGCUGAAAUUGGAAGGAAGCAGCUCCUUGCAUUUACGGCUGGGGAUGGAGACCUCAGUUUACACUUCUUGCCAGGAGAACCUCCAGAUAAGCCAGUGAUGAAAUUAAUUCCAUGGUUUGCUGACCCAAAUAGAAGAAUUGCUUGUAUGUGUUUUGAUCCAUCUGGUGCAUGGCUUUUAAUAGCAGGUUAUGACAACUCUUUGUUCAUCAUCCCUGCGUUAGCGCUUGUGGACUCUAAUUUUCCUGUGGAUCAUCGUUGGGCAAUCAAUGAUGUCACCAUCAUCCCACCCAUUGCGGGUGCCCAGGGAAGUGCAGGCCGGGGAGCACAUCCAGCCGCCAUUAUUUGGUGGCAGAGCCUUAUUGAGUGCAAUCACACCGCUGUUGUAGCUAGUGACCGUGGAGACAUUGCAUUCAUUAACUUGUGCACUGGCUCACAAAUUGGUGUCACUUUCAUCCGCUCGCCUAUUAUUAGCUUGCACAUCUGCCAAGACAACAGCAUGGAUACAGUCUUCUUAAUGAUUACUGGGGAAAACAAGGAUCAGUGGCGUUUGCUACUUGAGCAGCGCAGUACAUGCUUCUCCUGGCCAGGUACUUCGGACGCCUCCACAUCAGACCUUAGUUCAAGCACAGGCAGUGCAGACCUUGAUUUCAAUACCAAGAUCCCUUCUACUGCGAGGUCAAGGUUGCAAGGCCUGAAGCAGCUCUCUGUGGAGAAGUUGGCCAUCCUGCGGCAGAGGUUGGCUGAGACACGCAGCAGGGGCGUAAUGAUGGGAAUGGGUGGCAGCAGUGCAAAGCGGGGACUGUCAGCUCUUCUGAAGGAAUCAGAGACAAUGAGCAAUGGCAGUGGGAGCAGCAGCGGCAGUGAUGACACAGGCAGUGGAAGCAAACGUAGUGGAACUCCCAGCUCCAGCUUUACCUCUACUGGACCUCGUCCCGAGCAACUGAGCAUCCACGUGGGAGAGACAUUCCUGCAACCACAGCAUGCACGAGGACGCCAUUUGCUCUCGGGAUACUAUGCACCAACAAGCAUACUCACAGUUCAUGGAACCAGCUUAGAAUUAGUGCCCCUCUUUGUACAUAAAUUGCCUCCUGAUUGUGGAGAUGUACUUCUCACUGACCGGUUCCUGUUUAUAUCAGACUCUUCCAAGUCUACCCUAUCUGUAGUAUCAUGUCAACUCUCCGAGUGCCGUAUUGAUGGAGAUGGGGACUUCAACCCUGAUUCUGUUAUUAUUUCUUACAAUUUUCCUGGUGAGAAAAUAGUAUGCGUGUUUAAGUGCACUGAAUCCAAUUAUCGGCGAGAGGAAACGAAGGUGUCUGCUAGUGAAACUGACACUGCUUCCAAGGAGACUGGGCGUGCGGCUUUGAAGGCCUCCCACGUGCAACAGCAGGCGAGAGAAUUCAAACCUACUCCUGUGGAGGCACCUCCAGUAGAUUCGUGUGUUGUGGUCACCUCUCAUGCAAUGUACACUAUACGCCUCAGAUGUCCUGCCCCUGACAUCUUCCUUGAGCUAGUACUCCAACACCAAGCUCUGGAGCGGGCAGAGCGUUUGGCACAAGUGUUUGGACUCAGCUUGCAACAGCUUUUGGAGCAUGCAGGUGACUUGCGUUUGUCCUCCAGGGAUUUCCCUAAUGCCAUUGCCUUCUACAAACUCUCAAGGUGUCGACACUUGAAAAGUGUGCUGAAGUUCGCUGCUGGUGGUCACCCUGCAGAACUGCUCAGCUAUGUGAACGUUCUUUUCACCACAUCAGGGCUUGACCUCACAGGCACCUAUUGGGUCUAUUCAGAGAAGAUUCAUCUCUCCAAUCUGGUUGUAAUGAGCUACACGGAGCAAGUGCUGCGAAAUCCACAUGCCCGCACCAUGUAUAAAAAUUUCCUGCGCUUCCUUCGUGAAAAUUUAUUUUAUGAUGAAGUUCUGGCAGUGAACGUGGCUGGCCAAACAGGACUGUGGGAUGUGCUACAGCAUUUGUGCUCAAUGCGAGGAAUGCACAUUCAUGUUUUGGAGGUGCUUUCCAAAGUUUUGCGUUCUGGAGGGGCUGACUCCAAACUCCCAGAAGGAUCAGCGUCUAAACUGGCCCCUACUGCAGAUGGUUUGAUAUUUUCACUUUGUAAUUGUGCUGGAAUGUGGCUUUGUGCAUCAGACCCUUCACUUCAGCAAGCACUGCUCAUACGUCCUCCUCUUGCUAGAUGUCACCUUCAGGCUGUGAAUACUCACUUGGCAACAAUCGAGUUGAAGUCCUUGGAGCGGUUGGCAGCUCUGUAUGAUCCUUCAGCCCCUUCUGCUCGACCAUUUUUGCAGAAGAGACUUAGUCGUGUUCGUACGGCCAGUGAGUCUGGCAGUUGUGCUUCCAGCAAUGAACCUGACUUCCUUCUGGAUGCCAAUGUUAAUGAGGAGGCUGUGUUCCCAUUGGACCAGCUGCUCCACACCUUCUUACUAGUGCUGCUGCAACUGGCUGUGCGGAGGGUGGCCGGUCCCACUUACGACCCUCGGCUGGUCCGCAGGCCACCCUCGCCGCCACCACCACCUCCUCCUCCACCACCACCAAACAAAGAGGAGAGCCCUCCACCAAUCAAAGUGCCGGUGCAACAUUCAGCCCUUGGUGCAGGUUUUGCUCAUGUUGCCAUGAUUCGAAAUGGCAGUGUGUACACUUGGGGGGGAGCAGUGCUUGGAUGCUUAGGAACUGGGCCAACAAUGUCUCGUUAUGCAACCCCCCAGCCCAUUGGACUCUUCCCUAGCCUUUUAGUGGAAGUGAUAAGUGUUGCUUGCGGUCGGCAACAUUCCCUGGCUCUCACAAACAACGGGGUGUAUGCCUGGGGGUCUUCCCAGUUUGGGCAGCUGGGUGUUGGUGCCAUCUUGCAGGUACCCAGCCCACGUCUUGUGGAGUCUCUGGCAUCAGAGCAUGUGGUUGCUAUUUCUGCUGGCCAGUAUCACUCCUUGGCACUCACAGAGGAUGGCAGACUUUUUUCUUGGGGUUGGGGUGUCCAUGGCCAACUGGGACACCGCUCUGUGGAAGAUGAACGGCUGCCAAAGUUAGUGGAACGUUUAACAGAACAGCCAGUUAUACAAGUGAGUGGUGGCCACGGCCACUCCCUAGUGCUGGCAGCUGAUGGAAGUGUGUUCACCUUUGGCUCCAAUGUUUUUGGUCAGCUGGGAAAUGGUAGCAGUGCCAAAAGCACAGUCCCAGUUAAGGUCACUGCUCUACCAGAACCCUGUGUGCUUGUUGCAACAGGCUAUUUUCAUAAUUUGGCAGUGAGCCGCAGCAACAAAUUGUACACAUGGGGCUCUAGUCCCCAAGUUUUGCGGCUGCAGGCUCAAGCCCAGAAGAAGGCGCGUCUGCUGCAACAGCAGAGCGUUCAGGCAGCGGCUGCAGCCGCAGCUGCUGCAGCAGCCGCUCCAUCUUCUGUGCCUUCAUCAGAGGCUGUGGACAAUGGCAAUAUCUCUGUUUCCAACCCCACUGGUUCCCACCCCUCAUCUGAUGGAACUUCGGCCUCCCACAUACCAAGCUCACCUGACCCUCACUCAGCAGCAGCUGGCAGAGAGACCACAAAGAACCUCACAACGAACAUGCCCAAUGGCAAUGCAACCGACGCAGACACCAGACAGGCUCUCAAAGCGCGGUUGACAUUGGAAAACAUUGGGGACUCUCCAAGAAAAGCAACUGCAGCCGAUCGUUCUUUUGGGUUGUCUGAGUCAUUGCCUAGUAAAGUAAGUACGACACCGGAAGUGCUGUUUGACGAGGAGUUUCCAGAGGUGGCAAAGCUGGAGGCGGAGGAGCUGGUCGCGCCAGGCCUCCCUGCUAUUGUGGUCAGCCCUACUGUAGAGUUCAAGGGUCUCAGCCCUCCGUCUGUGCCCACUAACUCCACAAGCCCCGGCCUAGGGGUUGCCGGCAGCACAGGAGGUGCUGAGACAGAUGAGGCCCAGGCCCACCUCUUGCCUCAGCAGGUGGAUUUGGCACAAGUUGUGGGCACUGUGGCACAGAUUGCAUGUGGCUGCCAUCACUCAGCACUCCUAAGCAGCGAUGGCACCCUAUAUGUGUGGGGUCGCAACCUGGAUGGGCAAGUUGGGAACGGAUCUCGGAAGGAAGUUCCUGCACCAGCUCCUCUGGGCUGUACACCCACUGUCAGCUUAAAGCAAGCAACUGCAGUUGGAGGAAUAUCCAAUGUGUUGCCUGGAUCUGUACUGGACAGAGCGUGCCUGCAACAGGUGUGCUGUGGCUGUGAGUUCACUGUAGCUCUGGAAGCUACUGGAAGUGGUAGAGUGUGGGCCUGGGGUAGCAACGCACAUGCACAGUUGGGUUUCCCUCCUGUAGAAGACAGCAAGCCUCUAGAAGGCAAGUUGGUCAUGCUGAAGACGUCGAAGCGAGCAAAGUCAGAAGCAAGUGGUAGCUCUGAAGUAACUCUGCCUGCUCCCUUGGCAUCAUUAGAAAAUCCUCCAUAUGGUUUGUUGACUCUUCACGUUGCUCUUCAGAGAUUUUAUGGCCUAUAUGAUGCUAAGCAACUCAUGGCAAAGUGUGUGGAACUGGAAAAUUAUCAGGCAGCAGCAAGGUUAGCAGCUUUGGAUCGCCGGUAUCAUGUAGCACUGGCUUUCCAAUUGCGGGCAUUGGCUUCAUGUUCCAAUGGAAACACUGCAGCCCCAUCACAUAGCACACAAGCAGAUGAGGAUGAUGUUCACCUUAAGAAUGAUAAAAAUGCUCAUAGAAGCAAUCUGAAUGGGACCAGAAGAAAUCUUAAAUAUCGUAGAGAGCAGCUCAUUACAGAUGCAGGUGCAACAUCUGCAUCAAAGCCUGACAAGGAGACAGCAGUGGAAGAAGGAGGACCAGCCCGCAUGCGACCUCUGGGUAGCAGCUGCAGCAGUGCUGAUGUGAGUCCACGCCGCCAUAUCAGGGGACGAACACUGGCUGAGCAAGGUCGCAGCGCCAGUGCCAGCUCCACUCCUGACAGCACCCGUUCCUCAGUCAUUGGCGAAGAUGCCGAGAUGCACACGUUUUCGAUACAGGGAGGGAGAGAACAGAUGUCAGAGGGCCGCAAUCUGGGCAGUCCUGACUCAGGUCUCUCCCAGCCUGUUGAAUCACCUGCACAUCAGCCUGCCAGUUUGGAUCUCCCUCCUGCUUCCUCUGAUUCUGGGCUUCCCAAAGUAGGAGACCUUAAAGGCGAUCCUCAUUCAAGCACCAAUGCUGAUCCUUCUACAAUAGACAAAGUUCCUGCCCCUGCAGAGGACUCAACCUCCUCUCAGCCCACCAGCCUCAUCAUUUCCCCAGACACUGCAGGUGAGCAGAAGAAAGAAGAAAGCAAGAAGAUUAACACAGAGAAGGAUCCGUCUGGGUAUGACCUUGUCCAAGAGGCUUCAGCAUUGGUCGAGUACUAUGUGUCUCUAAUGGAAGAAGACAGCCACACCAUGAUGAGCCAGCUUCUGCAGCAGAGCAGUUGGAGAGCCUUCUUCUGCGGCAUCUACCCAAAUUCUGCUACUCUCUGGGCCUUCUACUCUUCUGGAAAACCCCAUCCAGAAUAUGUUGAGGCACUGUCACGUGCAGCUGCAGUGCAGGGGCUCAACGGAUGUACCAGUGGCCUGGGACCUGGGCAAGCUCCUGAGCAGCAGCUGGAGGCUCUGCUCAGUGGGUUGCGGGGAAUGCACACCAUUGGUACUCCGGGUCCCACUUCCCAGCCAUAUAUCACUCUCACGCAGGAGGACCUGAGAGGCUGUGGCCUUUCCAAUACUGAGCGUUUGUUGGUGUUCUCGUGUGGUCACCAUUAUGGUUCAGACACCUUUGAGCAGACUGUGCUGCCUGAGUUGGAAUCUGCUCUGAGUCAGUUAGCUAUACCGUUACCUGGCACAGCUCGCCUCCUCAAGGGUGCCUUCCGAGGAGGAGCACCAACUCUCCAAUUAGCAUGUCCCCGUUGCGUUAUCAGCCAUAUACAGGCUCAGUGUGUGGAAAAUAAUUUUGAGAAAGAAUGGAUUUUUGCUGAGCAAUUUUUGUACUAUAACUUUAUAAAUAUGCUCACAAAUGUGUACAUUGAGGAAAAUAUCUCAGUACCAUAA
This is a messenger RNA of Gryllus bimaculatus (two-spotted cricket), 6270 nucleotides long. Lineage: Eukaryota; Metazoa; Arthropoda; Insecta; Orthoptera; Gryllidae. The record is from the annotation of a GenBank genome assembly.